UGAUUGAUUCGUGUUAUUUACUCUCUGAACAUGCGCCUUGCUUAAUCAUCCUAAAGCCAACACGUUUCAAAUCUUCUUCCUUUUUUCCUCGCUCGAGCUGGUUUUCUUCAAUCUAAUUCGUUCGUUUACACCGAAAUUAGGGCAGUGCCUUUCCUGUCCUUGGAAAAUCGCGGGUAAUUGGUCUCCUGUACGUUUACUCACUGAGUUUCUAUUCCCGGCUUACCGAGUUGCCAACUCGUUCAUUCAGUCUGACUUAUAGUCGUCUCACGCGCCAAUGAAGAACGGUCUUGAGGUGUUCGACUUCAAGGAGGAGGACGAGAUUUCAGAAUUGGCAGCUGAUAAAUACUUGAGUAAAUUAAAAAGCCCUAAUUUCGAUGACGCCGCGACUCUCAAAUGUCAAUUUCUCGAAUGUGUUGCCCGUGGUGCUGCUGUUCAGAGAAAGGGAAUGGACAACAUUCCUUGUGUAGAUGUUGAUGCAAUUGAUGGUGAUUAUAGUUUUGAUGGUGCUACUCCAGCUGCCUCACUGGGGGCUGUUGAAAAGGAAUUUUCCAAGGAAGGAAAUACUGACCUGGAUGUUUCCCCAGAGUCAAAGUCCACAUGUUCUGAACAACAGCCAGACUUACAAAAUGAUAUCUAUGAGUUUGAGUUGAGAGAUUCAUUUUCUGAAGCACCUUCACCUGGGAAAAGACAAGUAAACGAUUCCCUUUCUAAUUCUCCUUUAACGAUUGAGCCAGUUGAUCUGGCUUCAGAUGCUAAUGAAAGCAUGAGUGAAAGAUCUCCAUCAAGUUCUGCUUCUGACGUAGCAGUGGAUAAUGUUUCUUUGAAUGGAAACAUGUUAGAUCAUUGCAUUGGCGAUAUCCCUGUGGAUAACAUAGAUGGGACAGUUAUAUGUUUGGAUUAUGUUCUAUAUCAAGAUAAUUGUUACAUAGGGGUAUCAGCCAUUUUUUCUCCUGAUGGCAUCAAAAUUGAGUGCUCAACUAUGAGUGACCACCAUGGGACCUUUAGUUUCGAAAGGGGCAUUGAUGAUAUUAUUAGCAUUCAUUGUCAGUGGUUUCAAAGGGUCGGAUAUAUGACAGUCAAUCUGAAAGUCCUAUCAAAGGGUGCCGCAGAGGCUGAGAGUGAAUGUAAAACUUCAGCUAUUGAGGAGUUAAAGUUUGCAGUUUUUGACCCCAGAUGGUGUGAGAAACAGGAAGCAAUCACCUCAUUAAAUGUUAAAUACCUAGCCUUGUGGAGUACUUUGUUUGAUCCACUGAUGGAAAUGGAUGGGGAUGAUUCACCAGUACGCAAGUCUUAUUUUCCCAAUUUUGAUGAGCCUUUUGAGGAGGUUAUAUAUCCGAAAGGUGAUUUUGAUGCUGUUUCCAUUAGCAAGAGAGAUUUUGAUCUGUUACAACCAGAGACAUUCAUCAAUGAUACGAUCAUUGACUUCUACACCAAGUAUUUGAAGAAUCAGAUACAGCCUGAGGAAAGUCAGAGGUUCCAUUUUUUUAACAGUUUUUUCUUUCGGAAACUUGCUGAUCUUGACAAAGAUCCAUCCAGUAUUUCAGAUGGAAGGGCUGCUUUCCUGCGAGUUCAUAAAUGGACUAGGAAAUUAGAUAUUUUUGGAAAAGAUUACAUCUUUAUUCCUGUAAAUUUCAACCUUCAUUGGAGUUUGCUAGUCAUAUGUCAUCUUGGGGAAGUGGCUAGAUUUAAAGAUGAAGACCUGGUCAAUUUAUCGAAGGUACCAUGCAUAUUGCACAUGGAUUCUAUCAGAGGAAACCAUGCAGGUCUUAAAAAUCUAGUCCAAAGUUACCUUUGGGAAGAGUGGAAAGAGAGGCACAAGGAGACAUCUGAAGAUCUUUCUUCAAAAUUCUUGAACCUUCGAUUUGUCUCGCUUGAGCUGCCACAGCAGGAGAAUUCAUUUGAUUGCGGCCUUUUCUUACUUCACUAUCUAGAGCUCUUUUUAGCUGAAGCUCCUCCUAACUUCAAUCCAUUCAAAAUAAACAAGUUCUCUAAAUUUCUUAAUUUGGAUUGGUUUCCACCUACUGAGGCAUCUCUAAAGCGUACUCUCAUCCAGAAGUUAAUUUUUGAACUCCUUGAAAUUCGUUCUCCGGAUAUCAGUUCAUCUCAUUGCAGUGAUGAGAAUAUUUUGUCUAAAUCUUCAGAAAAUAUUGAAAAUGAAAAUGGCGUGGAGUUGAUUACAGAGAGUUUCAGUCCAGAAGUAGCUUAUCAUGGGAAUUUGGAUUCCCAAGUGGGUCAAGGGAUUGAAAUGACUCUGUUAGCAUCAUCUUCUAUGAGAAACACGGGGAGUGUUAAUGAUUCUGGCCUGGUUCUCAGGGAAUUUUUUGAUCCAGGAGUUACAGCAGGGCCUUUGCUUGGGCAAUUUCAAUCUUUUGACCACCCUCCAUAUUACAAUCUCAAUGGGGCUAUAUCACCAACAGAGGAAGAAGGGCAAACGGGUCGGCCAUUUGCUUAUUUAGCUUCUGGAGAAACUGGUUUCCCACAGUUUUCUGUUAUCACACCUCAAGCUUGUGAAACUCCAUAUUCAUCAAGUGGUUUUGCCAUGGGCAGUACAUGGAAUCCUGGAAUUUCCAUGCAAGGAGAGCAUAAAGUUGACACAUCUUUUGAAACAUCUUCUGCCUCCAGUGAUGAUGAAGAAGAAGAUGUUGGGAUCAUCGAAUGUAAUCCAAGCCAGAUUAAAAUGGAUCGAAUUGAAAAGCUGGAUACAGAUCAGGAACAAUCUCAUCUAGUGGAAAAUGUAGAGUGUCAGAGGAAAGUUUUCAUGCCUGCCUCCAUUCGGGUGCUGGAGACAUCUAUCACUGAAGUUUAUGGAACUUCUGAGGACACCAUCAAGAUUUGCAUUAGCACUGAGAAUGCAGAGCUUUGCUCCAAAGAUGAUUUCCCUGUAUUGUUGCGUCAAAAUCUUGGUGCAGCAGUGAACCAGUUGGAUCAGGACCCUCAACUCAUUGAAAAGAAUGCUGAAAUGGUUCAGAACGAGGCCAGAGGUGACGAUGUGCGAACACUUGGUGAAGACCUUCCAUCUGAAGAUAAUCCAACACCAUCAUCCUAUAAAAGUCCCAAUCUGCUGUUGAACCAGUUGGAUCAGGAUUCUGAACGACUUAAAGAUAAGGAGGCUAGUGGUGAUGAUGUGCAAACAAUCAAUGAUGACAUUCCGUCUGAAGAUAAUUCAACUGUAUCCUCGCAUCAAAAUCCAAGUACAAUGUUGAACCAGUUGUAUCAUGAUUCAAACGUGGUUGAAAACAAGGAGACCAUUGACGAUGAUGUGCAAAUAACCAGCGAUGGCAUGUUGGCAGAACUAGCAGGGCAACCAGUAGCGAAAAGGAUGCGGUUUACGACUUCCUUUGAGGAGAAAGUGGACUCUUAGGGACCUGUCAAAGUGGAUUUUUUUGUUUGUUUCCGCCUUACUUUACUAGUAAUUCAAUCCUCAACCAUGUAUUUAUUUACGUACGUGUUGCAAUGCUGUGAAUAUUGUUGGUGGCUUUAUGUUGAUUUAUGACUAUUAGAAUGGGGCAGUAGAAGAUUCGUUUGUCCUUUUGGAUA
Gossypium arboreum is the source of this 3537-nucleotide messenger RNA. Its product is annotated as probable ubiquitin-like-specific protease 2B. Gene Ontology annotation, biological process: proteolysis. The transcript has 16 exons. NCBI's taxonomy places the organism in Eukaryota, Viridiplantae, Streptophyta, Magnoliopsida, Malvales, Malvaceae. The record is from RefSeq and is a predicted model, not a curated record. Bases 275 to 3361 code for a protein of 1028 amino acids. Gene Ontology annotation, molecular function: cysteine-type peptidase activity.